Molecule: messenger RNA, 1566 nt
Organism: Pseudoliparis swirei
Lineage: Eukaryota; Metazoa; Chordata; Actinopteri; Perciformes; Liparidae
Product: gamma-aminobutyric acid receptor subunit rho-1-like
Exons: 3
Coding region: 100-636 (178 amino acids)
Biological process (GO): monoatomic ion transmembrane transport
Cellular component (GO): membrane
Molecular function (GO): monoatomic ion channel activity; transmembrane signaling receptor activity
Source: RefSeq, a predicted model, not a curated record
UCGUGGGAGUAACCCGCGGUUUUGAAGACUUUUUUGGGGAGGUAGGGGGGGGGGGAGCAGAGGAGCCGGGGACCGGGACGCUGGACACCAUGCACACGGAUGUGGUGCUGCUCUUCCUGCUGGUCGGGGUGGCCGGCGUGUCGGGACGGACGCGUCCGGAGGGACGAGACGUCAGGCAUCACCACGGUGCUCACCAUGUCCACCAUCAUCACCGGGGUCAACGCCUCCAUGCCCCGGGUGUCCUACAUCAAAGCCGUGGACAUCUACCUCUGGGUCAGCUUCGUCUUCGUGUUCCUGUCGGUGCUCGAGUACGCCGCCGUCAACUACCUGUCCACUCUGCAGGAGCGCAGGGAGAGGGUCCUCCGAGAGACGCUGCCGUGCCCCUGCGGCUUGGCCCACCCGGGCGUGAUGUCGGAUGGCUACAGCAACGUGGACUUCAACACGACGGGGCAGAACGGGAUGAAGCGGGAGAGGAUGCUGGUGCAGCUGGCGAUGGAGAGCGACCAGGUCACCGGCCACGUGGGCGCCUAUAGCAACAGCUGGAUCGACAUGCACGUCAUAGACAAGUACUCCCGGGUCCUCUUCCCUGGAUCUUACGUCCUCUUCAACAUCAUCUACUGGUCCAUCUACUGCUAACACUCUGCCGCCCUGCUCGUCAAAGUUGCGCAAUAAACUUGCAGCUUUGGGCGGUUUUUCUUCUUCUUUCUUUCUCUUCAAAUAAAAGAAAAAGAAGAUGGAACUCGGGCACGGUUCAACGGCAAUAUCAUUGCCUUUUUUCUUCUUUUUUUUGACAGAUUAUUUAGUUUAUCCUGAUUUUAGUGAAAUAUAAAUAAGAUUUAUUGUUUUGUAUAUUGUUGCUUUUUAAAUGACAAAGAAGGCAGUUUUACUAAUUAGUUAAACUAAUUAAAUGUGUGUUUGUUUAAGGCAGAACAGAGCGGGGAUGUGGAGCGAAAUGUAUCCGCGGACGACGUAAAAAUGUACUUCCUGCUCCUCUGUCGUGAUUGGACGAAGAAAAAGUGACGAGUGUAGCUGUGCUCCCCUUGCAAAUAUCUUCUUUUUUUUAAAAGCAUAAAACAUGGUGGUUGUGACAUUUGCUCGCCAAUGGUAGAACAAAAAGUGCGCUACUGUGUGCGGUGUUGUGGCCACUAAGGGUGUGCUAACUGUGUGCUAACUGUGUUGUGGCCACUAAGGUUGUGCUAACCGGGUGCUAACGGUGCUAAAAAUCUGUACUUGGGUGCAAGGAUUUGAAUUUAAAGCAAAAUGUAUUCGUUCUUUUUUUAGUUGCAGUCCUAAAAUAUUUCGAUGAUAAAGUCGAGUUUGCGUUGUAAAUGGUGUUUUUGUUUCGGUCGAAUCUUCACGGUUUCAUGGUUAUAUGUCAUUGUUCUAUUAUUUGAGUUGUUUCUUGAUAUGCUUGAACUUACACUUAAUAUUAGUCACAUGCAGUCUCAGAUGGAAUUGGAGCUUUUUCUUUUUCUACCUUCAGGUCUCUUGUAAUUCUUCUCUUGUUAAAAUCACGUAAUUGGUAUAAAGUUGUCCAGAAUUGUUGAUUAAAAUGUUUUUCUCAGA